Molecule: messenger RNA, 4208 nt
Organism: Aspergillus candidus
Lineage: Eukaryota; Fungi; Ascomycota; Eurotiomycetes; Eurotiales; Aspergillaceae
Product: putative cell morphogenesis protein Sog2
Exons: 3
Coding region: 716-3661 (981 amino acids)
Molecular function (GO): protein binding
Source: RefSeq, a predicted model, not a curated record
AGCACGACCAUUUACUGCCCUCUCUUCGCUCACAUCUCCCCUUCCUUCUUUCCCUCCCUAUUCCCCUUCUUGUCCCCUUUUUUUCUGCCUCUGUCGGUCAUCGGUCCGGCUUGGGGACGCUUCCCAUCUGACAGCUGCGACUUUUCUCCGCGUUUCACUAGCUUCCCCCCCAUCCGUCGAAUUACACAAAUCCGAGGCAGAUUCUCGAGAAAAGACCGACUACGAAACGAACUUAUCUUUUUUAUCGCUGAUACAACCUGUCAUAUUGAUAGCUCAACUGUCGGGGUGAGGUGAUCAAGGCCGCUUAUUCCCCCCCCCUGUGCUGGGGUGAAAUCCGCUUAACGAUACCGCUGCGGUCUUUCGUCGCGCCGUGCCCGAUCCGAUUUGCUCGACUUCGCGACCCAGACCGUCAACCGCUAGGGACAGGAGUCUGACAAGCGUUCGGCUUAUUUCGACGUGCUAUAUUCCUUUUGUUUAUUCUCCUGAUCUCUAUCUCUGUUCUGGCCGACCCCUGUUUUUGCGCGGCCAACUGUGUCGCAUUCGCCGUGUCCGUCGAUCAUGCUACUUUUCGGCCCUCAUUCACGCCUCAGGGAAACACUGGUAAUUUGAUCGACGCCCCGAGUUCCAGAUUGUCUACGGAUUACAAGCCCGACCGGAAGAACCCACGUGGUGAUUGCAUUGACUAGGCUGGGGGAGAAAUCACCGGUCGCCCGCCAUGUUGUCCACGAUGGUUCGCCCCGAGGACACUCUCAGGAUGCCUCGUUCAUAUCAUGGCGACCUUGAAGAUAAUGGUGCCAGACGAAUGCCAGAACCAACUGCCCCGUCAUCGUCAUCUUCUUCUAUUAAUACGGAAGGACUGUCAAGGAGCGAAGACGAAGCUACAUUGGUCAAUGGAUCAAUAGGUGAUCAUCGCAGCACCGCCUCGACCUCUGCGGGACCGCGGCUUCUGUCGCCGGAGGAAACGAUCGAGCUGGCUCGUCGUGCGGUGGAGAAUGGCAUUCAGGAAACUAAACGGUCUUUAGCGGGAAGUGAAGCGGUCAGUGAUGUGGUGAAGCCCAAGUUGACCAUCGACUUGGGCCAUUCCAAUAUCGUCCGCCUUCCGGAAGCAGUGGUGGAUAUCAUCAAAGAUGAAGUGGAGCGGCUAUCUCUGUCGCACAACCACCUGUUUCACAUCCCAUAUCGCUUCGCAGAAUGCUCGCAUCUGAAGUAUCUCAACAUCCGGUCUAACAACUUCCGUGAAUUCCCCAAAGGUGUAUACAAGUUACCGUUCCUCGAGAUUCUGGAUCUCAGUCGCAACAAACUCGGCCACCUUCCCGAGGAAAUCAAACGCCUCACCUCCUUGCGUGUCUUGUCUGUGGCGCAGAAUCGUCUAGAUGAGUUGCCGCUGGGGCUGUCGGAUAUGAACAAACUCCAGAUCCUCAAGGUGGCCGGGAACCCUUUGCGGCAACCCUUGCAACGGCUUCUGGAAGCACCGGAUGCCGACUUGGCCUCGUCCGCCAUGACGGAUAACGAGAAGGAGGUUGCCCUGACUGCGGAGCUGAAGAGAUUUCUCAAGACCAAACAGCCGGUCACCACCCCGGAAACCGAAAUCGCUGAGAUCGUGUGGGAUACUCCCAGACCGGUCAAGCAACGCGGAGUCAGUAGUCGAUUCCCUGUGAUCCCUAGCACGGGGGACAGUGCCUCCGACCCCAAGUCACCGUCUCUGUCUCGACCUCCGCCGAUUCCGCUGAAGUCCCAUUAUCGGGUAGCUUCCGGCCAGGCCUCUUUCCACAACGGCAUGCUUCAACGGCCUGGUGCGACCCCGCUCGUCGGUCUGAACGAGCGCAAUCGCAGCAACAGCGAAGGCAUCAUCCAAGCUUCCUUCGCGGCGAGGUUCAAGCGGAUGGGCGUGAUCAACCGGAAGAACACCGAUCUGGGAACCCUGAAUGAAGCGCGACCGUUUCGGAACAGUCACUUGCGCGGACUCAGUCACGGGUCCAUUCUCCGAAUCCGGCCGUCUGCCGCGAUGGGUGGGAACAACUCUCCCAGUCCCAGUAGUCCGAGAGAGCGCAGACGACUCAAAGAGGGCUUUGUCAAUCGCAUGUCAAGCUUGCCCGAGCAUAAGAGUGAGAGGGACGUUGCGGAUCCCAUCAUUGAGAGCGCCAAAGGCAUUCUAUUUGCCUUAUUCCAAGUACAGUCGCACAUUUCUGCCUUGAUCAACGUGAUAAAACGCGAUGAUACUCGACGGAAUAGCCUGGAGAUCGUCUUUUACAACGCAUCUACCCAUGUUCACCGGCUGAACGAGGCACUCGAGAAUGCCGAAAACCCUCGCUCGCAUGACCGAGACUGGACGCCUCAAUCGAAUGAGGCCGUUAGAAGGGAAUGUGAGACGUGCAUUAUGGCAUACGCCCACGUUGGUGCCCUACUACGCAACAGCUUGGAUAAGAUUGUUGCCAAUGGUGAUCCGCGCUAUGUGCGGUCACUGAUGCUUAUGAUAUACGGUGGCAUUGUGGAAUUGCGCAACGCCUGCGUGAGCCUUGGAGUUCCGCUCGAGAUGCGGAAACGGGCCUUUACGAGGAAGCCAUCCGUGCCCGAGAUCCACAGGGAACCCGAGCCGUCCAGUCGUGAGAAGCUCCCUGGCUCUGCGAUGACUCCGACCAGAGGCCGCGAGCCGAGUCUGACGGCGCGCCGGUUCCGCAGUGACACUACCAUCCAACGUCCCCAAAUAACCGCGAGUGGACCACCACCCAUGCCGACCCAUUCGCAGUCGGCCCUGAGCUCGCCAGGAUUUGCGCCACCGUCGUUUGGGUUCGGUUCGCGGAGUCGCUCGAGUAGCCGAUCGAACAUGGUCAAUACAUCGGUGCCUCCGUCACUUGCCACCCCUCGCUCCGGGGAGUCCUUCCCGCCGAUGCCGAACGUCGUUGUGCCCCGAGUCAACCCGCUCACGGGAUUAGAAGAGAUUGAGGAAGAGCGGAUCUUCGAAAGGAUAUUUUACCAACUGACGUCCGCAUACACGGCGGCCCUCCAAGCGUUGCCUCUGGCCCGUCGGCAGCUCAUGCGGUGUUUGGAGGUGGCUGAGCAGACGCGGGAAUCGGAAGGAAUUCAACUGCUGUGGAACAACCUAAUCCGGCGAUGUCGGAUAUGUCUGGAAGUAUCGGAGGCGCUGGGGAUGCGCCUUUCCAGCAUGAAAGUCAAGGAACCUGGGGGCGGGAUGCGCAACCAGCGCGAAUUCUGGCAACUCUGCAAAGGAUUCAUGCAGUCCUUCGUUGACCUGGUGACCGACAUGCGGGAAGUCAGGAGCAUGCAGCUGCUCCCUCCCGACAUGAUCACUAUUCUCCGUCCGGUCCAGAGGGCCAGCAGGGAGGCAGGUCGGCUGAUCGAGGCGUCGCCAUGGUCAUAUCUGGCCGAUAUGGCCGUGAGCAAUGCGCCAGGGAACCUCUACGGACCGCCCUUGCAGACUCAACAUCCCCAUCAUGCACAAAUGAUGUCAGCCCCGCACACGUUCAAUACUGAUUCAUCUCCCACCCCGCUCAGUGCUGCGCUUGGCCCAGCCGCGCAGGCCACCAUCCCGUCCACGCCUGCAAGUGCAUACAGCGACAAAUUCUUCGAAGGGGAUGUCUUCCAGCGAGCGGACUCCCUGCUUUCGAUGCCGAAACACGCACCCUUUUUCCCCCGACGUUGAAGUGCCUGCCACUUCUUCUUUGCUUUGUUCAAAUAACCUGGAAUCGACUACUAAUGUUGACUGUCGGUCGAUAUCCAUAACGACCUUACUUUAACGACCUACCCAUCUGUCCGUGGGCAAUGCGAGCCCAUUCUAGACCUACAAUCUUCCAGGGAUCUCCAUCACGGAUCGACAACCCACUUGCAUUUCAUCAUAGCUAGACGUCAUCAGAUUUACAAGGGAUAUCUCCGGACUUGUACGGCAUACCGCGACGCGUCCAGGCAUGACCAGACUGGAUCUGGCUACUGAUUCUGGACAAGGAGUUACUCCCAUACACUACUGGAAUGGCGUUUAGUACAUACAUGUCUGCUAACUUGGACCUCAAUGACUGGAAUGUUUAUAUAUUUUCAAAUUUUUUUCUUCUGAUUUUGAUUUGUUUAUUUAUCAUGUAGCAAGCGAUACAAAAAAAAAAUUAGAAAGUGAGGGCAAACACAACAGGAACACGAAAGUUUAGAAGAGAAUGAAUGAUCGUUAUGAAGCCGGAAUCAUCGGCGUUUGUCUGCUUGGA